This is a messenger RNA of Penicillium samsonianum, 1124 nucleotides long. RefSeq lists its product as uncharacterized. The record is from RefSeq and is a predicted model, not a curated record. Gene Ontology annotation, cellular component: cytoplasm. The transcript is spliced from 2 exons. Bases 54 to 998 code for a protein of 314 amino acids. Gene Ontology annotation, molecular function: oxidoreductase activity, acting on the CH-OH group of donors, NAD or NADP as acceptor. Lineage: Eukaryota; Fungi; Ascomycota; Eurotiomycetes; Eurotiales; Aspergillaceae.
AGUUUCCCCCUUUAUUCGGCAUCAUUUCAUUUCGUUCAAGGUUCUACAGGCUGAUGUAUAUCACCAUGUCGGCCUACGAUCUGAAAGGCAAAACUACCAUCGUUACCGGCGCGGGCUCCGGUAUUGGCCAUGCCCUUGCAGAGAUGUUGCUUCAAGCCGGGUCAAAUGUCGUUUUUGCCGACCUGAACCUGCGACCGGAGGCUGAGUUGACAGUUAAAACCCAUUCGGUGUCUACAGGAGAAAGCGGCCCGGUCGCUCUUUUUCACAAGACAGAUGUGACGGACUGGGCUCAAUUAAGUAACUUAUGGAAAACAACGUUGCGGACGUUUGGGCAAAUUGAUGUCGUCGCCAACAUAGCGGGCGUAUAUGAACCACCAUCAAGCAAUUUCUGGAAGCCACCGGGCAUCUCCCCCGAAUCAAAGGAUAUAAUCGAUGCAAAUCAUGGACAAUAUGCCACAAUUUCAAUCAAUUAUAUUGCUCCUGUCCGACUAGCCCAGAUGGCCAUUGACUACUGGUGUCGAAACCCCCAUAUCAAAGGAAACUUUCUUGCUGUGUCAAGCAUGGCUGCCUACUUGCAUUCUAUGGAAAGUCCGCUCUACAUGUCAAGCAAAGCAGGCCUCGUAAGCUUCAUUAAAAGCCUUGGCGAGCUAUAUGACGCUCUUGGAAUUCGCGUAUCGGCGGUUUGCCCGGGGGUCGUCCUCACUCCCCUGCUCGAGGCCAAGUUCGGUGAGAAGUUGGAACAAGACGACACGUCUCUUACUCCUCAUGAAUGCGCCGGAGUAAUUCUCCGUGUUCUCAUAGAACCACAAUGGGGCCGAGGUAGUAUUGUCGAAACGAGUAAGAAUUUCAGUAGGGAAGUGUGGGAAGUCACAGUCCGUGACGUUCAACUUGAGGCAUUGUAUCCAUCUUCGGGGUCAAUCAGUCGCUUGGGAAAGCGGGUUACUGAAGGUAAACAGAAACUUAUAGCUCGGCUUCAGGAGAUGGGCACCCAGCCAUGAGAUAUGUAAUUUAGCACAUUGAGAUUCUUUUGGGCAAUAAUUUCCUCUAUAUGCACAAAUAAUCCCAAGAGGAGUAGAUGGUUCUUCAUCAUAACCAGACCGUUACUAUAUAGUGAGAGUCACCUC